GCGAUGGUAACGUGGAGAGGCGCUGGACCUAGCAUGUGGCCAGGACGGCGGGGAGCAGACGCACUGCAUAGAAAUGUGUUCUGAUCUGGCUUCCUUUCUGGCCCUCCAGACCAAGUUCAGUUUACUCCAUUGAAAACACGUCUACACCCUGAGCAAAGAUGGAACCAGGCAUUUGACCCAGCACAUGCUCUGGAGCAGAGUUGGCAUGUACUGCAUGCGGUGCAGGGGAACCACAUGGAGCAUGCACUGUAUGUGGUAGCUUUUGCACAGCCCAGUUCAGACGAGUCCCAGAUCCAAUGCACAGGUCUGAUCUGGUGGGAUACUGCUUGCAGCACACCUCCUGGACUUGGCCCCCCUGUGCCACAGGCAGCGCCUGUAUGUAGGACUGGGUUCAGCCUAUGUGCCAGACCAGCUCACGUGCUGCAUAUGGCACACAUGGUCAGUCCAAGACCUAUGUAUUGGAUCUGGCUUGCAGGCUGUACGUUUGGAACCUCUGGACUAGAUGUUCUGAUCUUAUAUGGCAGUUCCCAUGUUCUCGGACAACUUUACCUGUUAACCUUCAAAAUAUGUGGCCGAAUACAUCAAGCUAUGGUAACAUCUCUAAAUGAAGAUAAUGAGAGUGUAACUGUUGAAUGGAUUGAAAAUGGAGACACUAAAGGCAAAGAGAUUGACUUGGAGAGCAUAUUUUCACUUAAUCCAGAUCUUGCACCUGAUGAAGAUAUUGAACCCAGUCCAGAGACACCACCACCUCCUACUCCCUCAGCCAAAGUAAACAAAAUAGUGAAGAAUCGACGGACUGUGGCUCCUAUUAAAAAUGAAACCCCUGCCAGAGACAACAGAGUGGUUGGUUCUGCACGGGCACGUCCUACUCAACUUCCUGAACAGUCUUCCUCUACACAACAGAAUGGUAGUGUUUCAGAUAUAUCUCCAGUUCAAGCUGCAAAAAAGGAAUUUGGACCUCCUUCACGUAGAAAAUCUAAUUGUGUGAAAGAGGUUGAAAAAUUGCAAGAGAAGCGUGAAAAAAGGAGGUUACAGCAGCAGGAACUCAGAGAAAAAAGAGCUCAGGAUGUUGAUGCCUCAAAUCCAAAUUAUGAAAUUAUGUGUAUGAUAAGAGAUUUUAGGGGAAGUUUGGAUUAUAGACCACUGACAACUGCAGAUCCUAUUGAUGAACACAGAAUAUGCGUUUGUGUACGAAAACGGCCACUCAAUAAAAAAGAAACAGUAAUGAAAGACCUUGAUGUAAUAACAAUUCCUAGUAAAGAUGUUGUGAUGGUACAUGAACCGAAACAAAAGGUGGAUUUAACAAGGUACCUAGAAAACCAAACAUUUCGCUUUGACUAUGCCUUUGAUGACACAGCUCCUAAUGAAAUGGUUUACAGGUUUACAGCUCGACCAUUAGUGGAAACCAUAUUUGAAAGGGGCAUGGCCACAUGUUUUGCAUAUGGACAAACUGGCAGCGGAAAAACCCAUACUAUGGGUGGUGACUUUUCAGGAAAGAACCAAGAUUGUUCUAAAGGAAUUUAUGCACUUGCUGCUCGGGAUGUCUUUUUAAUGCUAAAGAAACCAAAUUAUAAGAAGUUAGAACUUCAAGUAUAUGCAACGUUUUUUGAGAUUUACAGUGGUAAGGUUUUUGACUUGUUGAACAGAAAGACCAAAUUAAGAGUGUUGGAGGAUGGUAAACAGCAAGUCCAGGUUGUGGGAUUGCAGGAACGGGAGGUCAAAUGUGUUGAAGAUGUUUUAAAGCUUAUUGAAAUAGGCAACAGCUGCAGAACAUCUGGUCAGACUUCUGCAAAUGCACAUUCAUCUCGGAGCCAUGCAGUAUUUCAGAUUAUUCUCAGAAGGAAAGGCAAACUACAUGGUAAAUUUUCUUUGAUUGACCUGGCUGGAAAUGAAAGAGGAGCAGAUACUUCAAGUGCAGAUAGGCAAACGCGACUGGAAGGUGCAGAAAUUAACAAGAGCCUUUUAGCGCUCAAGGAGUGCAUCAGAGCCUUAGGCCGAAACAAACCUCAUACUCCAUUCAGAGCAAGCAAACUUACUCAGGUGCUAAGAGAUUCAUUCAUAGGAGAAAAUUCCCGUACCUGUAUGAUUGCUACUAUUUCUCCAGGGAUGGCCUCAUGUGAAAACACUCUAAAUACACUGAGAUACGCAAAUAGAGUAAAGGAAUUAACAGUGGAUUCUAGUGCGGCAGGAGACAUUCGUCCAAUCAUACACCAUGCUCCAAAUCAGAUUGAUGAUCUAGAGACACAGUGGGGUGUAGGGAGCUCACCUCAGAGAGAUGAUCUCAAACUACUUUGUGAACAAAAUGAAGAGGAAGUUUCUCCGCAAUUGUUUACUUUCCAUGAAGCUGUGUCACAAAUGGUAGAAAUGGAAGAGCAAGUAGUAGAAGAUCACAGGGCUGUUUUCCAGGAAUCUAUAAGAUGGUUAGAAGAUGAAAAAGCCCUUCUAGAGAUGACUGAAGAAGUAGACUAUGAUGUGGAUUCCUAUGCUACACAACUUGAAGCAAUUCUAGAACAAAAAAUUGACAUUCUGACUGAACUCCGAGAUAAAGUGAAAUCUUUCCGGGCAGCUCUACAAGAGGAGGAACAGGCCAGUAAACAGAUCAAUCCGAAGAGACCGCGUGCCCUUUGAAACGGGCCUCUGCUGCUAAAGGCUCCCCUGAACCCUUACUGCUGUAGCAUACAGUUGUAAUGAAAUGGUGGCUGUAAGAACUCAACUACUUGAAAGUGUAAAAACUUUUGAAAUGUCUGUGGAAAUGUCCUGUUUCUUCUUCACCCCGAUGACAUUUUCAGUUUUGUGUGAAACACUCCUAUGAUGUCUACAAAAUGCUUCUAGACCAGACAGCACAACCAUGCAGGGUUCGGAUCUGUGAAGCGCUUUGUUUAAAAUAGUUCAUUUAUUCAAAUUGUGAAUCUUUGUUUUGGAAAUCUUUGCCAUUUUUUGAUAAUGAAGUAAAACUGUGGACUUGAAAAACUUCACAGUAUUUCCUUUUAAAUCUGUUCAGUUUUGUUACAAGGCCCAGCUGUGCAGUUCUGUUGUUUGCUUGCAUGCACAUCUCAUCAGUGAUUGUACAUAACUGCUCUUCUAGAGACAGCUGUGCUUACCUCUCCCCAUUCUGUGCCUUGAUGAAGGCUACUUGAUCCUAAACCUUCUCUUUCUGAAGCACAGCCUUAAUAAACAACAUUCCUUAUUUGUCAAUGUAAAUUGCUUUUAGUGUGUGUACAUUUUUAAUGUAUUUCUGGUGACUAGUUCAUUUCACAGGAUGUGCCAUAUCAUUGAACAGGAACUAAAAGAGCUGUGAGAGUGGACAGACAGCUGGACAUUCCAUCAUUCCAUUCUCCUUAUUUAAAAAAAGAAAAAAAAAAGGAAAGAAAGAAAAAGAAAAAAAAAAUCUGGACGCUGGAAUCAUUUGACUCCCAUACCGAGUGGUUAUAUAACUAUCAAUUUCUUUGUAAAGAAAAAACCUAUAAAUUAGUUGAUGUAUAAUAAAAAGUAACAUUUAAGUAUCGAGGAGAGUUGUAUCUUAGGGAAAUAUGGAUAUACAGUAUGUGUACUUUUGUGAUAAUGCUGUCAGAAUAAAGGUGCAAUCUGGUCCCUAUGGGUAGGACGAGUGUAAAGUGCAGGGAUCCAAGUAAUGGCAUACACGAGUACCUUUUCACAUACUGUUAGAAAAUUGGCUUCUGAUGCAUGAUAAUGUCCAUGUACAUUAACUGUAGUUUGCAGGUAGUGUUGAGUAGUACUAUUGCUUUAAAAAAAGUAGCUAAUACCUAUUUUUCCCUUUGUACAGUGCCAGCAGCUGAAAAGUGGGUGGAUUUGCAUCAUUUGAGGAUUUGCACAAUACCUCUACUUAGUGAUAUAGAAAUCUCACCAGUACCUGAAAUCUCACAAAUGGCGCCAUGUGUAUCAGUUCUUUUUUAAGUAGUGACAUUUGAGUUUUUUUUGCAAGUCAAUAUCUAAAAGAAAAAUUGCCCUUUUCUGUAAGAACUUUGUCAGAUGAAGACUUGUAGACCUCUCUAGGAGUUCUCCCUGUUUCCAGGACAGAUUCCAGGAGUUCGUAUCAGCCGGCUGUCCCUUAGAACUGCUUAAAACUUUUUUGGAACACAAGCCCAUUUGUGCAGAGGCUGAAGGGAAAUAAAGGGAAGGCAAUGAAAAGAGAGCUAAAUGAGCCAGAGAUUAUCUUAGUGUUUUGAUGUCUGUGUCUCCCAUAGGAAGGUGUAGACUAUGGGAAGCUCUUGUUGCAUCAUGGUAAAAAGCUCCUAUGUGUAAACAUGAAAGCUGAAACAGCAAUGUAGAUUUUACACAAUGUUUAAUAAAUUAAACUCUGAAACAUAAAUUAGAGAUGAGAAUUUACUUCUAUGCAAGGCACAUCUGCUUUGUAAACGCAUCUGAAUUUUACCAUCUAAAAAUGUAUUUUAAAAGGCAUGUGGUGCUAGAACAUGUGUGCGCGUUCAUGCCAAUGACUGUUCUGUGCAGGCUUGUAUCAUAUGAAACCAUUCCCAAGCAUUUCACUGACUUCACUUCGGAAACGGCUAUGUUGAAGUAUCUUUCAUGGCGUUCGUGUAAAAAUGCCAUCCAUCAAUAAGAGACAAAUUUGAUAAAACCAGUUGCUCUAUUGAUAUAUUUUUUUUGCGCCAUUUAGCCCCGUACUAUCCACAAGUCAAAAGUGCUUGCUGUUAGUUAAAAUGAUUGGACAGUAAGGCUUAAAUGUAGCUCUGCUUUAAAGGGAACAAUAUAUCAUGUGGAAGAUUUGUGCUUUAGGCAUCAAGAAAGCAAGGAUCCCGGGUUGAUUUAACAAAUCAACUUCCAAGUUUGUCCUGUAAAAUGAGUCUAAUCAAACAUGCCUCUGUAAAAUGCUCUAAAAACCUCUGAUGCAUUGUGUGCAAUGCAUUAUCAGCUUCCAAAGCAUUUUGGUACGAGUAAUGAUAACACUGUUUACAGAGCUCAGUUUUCACGAGCACCUGUACAAAUAGUUUAAAUGUGAAAGUGAUAAAUCUGUAUGCCCAGACCUGGAAAGGACACUGAUAUGCUGGAUUAUAAAUUUACCCAGACUUUUACAGUUUCCCAAUAACAGAUCUAUUUUCCUGUUUUCAGCGUCAUCAGGAUUGUUUAUACAGGUAAUUCUCAACUGGGUGUUUUGUAUCUCCUGAUGCUUGUCACAUCCCCUGACCUUUUACUGACAUCACAUAUGAGUUUGUAUUGGUGCAGAAGCAUUAUUAUUAUUGGGUUUUUUGGUAAGAGAAAGCUCUACUUACUAAAAAGGAAGGAGCAUAAUUUUAUGAGCAUGACUUGCUGUCAUAGAUUCAUAGACGAUCUAUUGAGGUCCCUUCUGACCCUAACUUCGAGUCCGACCCCCUGCAUAGGCA
This is a messenger RNA of Alligator sinensis (Chinese alligator), 5360 nucleotides long. RefSeq names its product kinesin family member 2A (gene KIF2A). Gene Ontology annotation, biological process: microtubule-based movement. The transcript is spliced from 21 exons. The coding region runs from base 235 to 2628 and encodes 797 amino acids. Gene Ontology annotation, molecular function: microtubule motor activity; ATP binding; microtubule binding. The record is from RefSeq and is a predicted model, not a curated record. Lineage: Eukaryota; Metazoa; Chordata; Crocodylia; Alligatoridae.